Molecule: messenger RNA, 1990 nt
Organism: Medioppia subpectinata
Lineage: Eukaryota; Metazoa; Arthropoda; Arachnida; Sarcoptiformes; Oppiidae
Source: the annotation of a GenBank genome assembly
CAAUGUUUUCCCUUUAAAUAAAUAGUAUUUAAAAAACGAAAUUUAAUUGAGAUUUAGAUUUAAUCGACGAUUGAAUCGAUUGAAUGACACAUAUUUGACAUUUGGAUCAACUCUUAGACACGUGUCGACCCGUGAUAUGAAAGGAUAGUCGAUGAAUGGUAUACCAGUUGUUGAGUACGUUUGUCGACAUCUGAUCCCAAUUUAUUACAUCAUUAGAUCUACAGAUAAGAUAACAGUCAUUAAUACUCACCAUUACUCCAGAGGAAGAGAUUGUGAUCGUAUAUAUCGCAAGAGAUGGCAGUCAUUGAAGAUAUAACAGAUAACAGUGAAGACAAACAGCAAUUACUGGACAAGAAUAGCGCCGAUUCGGGCGCCCAGUCGUCGGCGCCGAAGACACGUCUGCCGUCUCAGCGAGACUUCUAUAACAUAAACAGUCAUUUCUAUGCCAUUAAUGAGCGACCGGUGGACGACAUAAGUGUGGAGUUCUUCUACAAACCGCAUACCAUCUCAUUGUUAACGGUAUCCAUAUUUCUGGUCUUUUACACGGCGUUCACCAGAGAUGACCGUCAGGUGGAGGACAACAUUUGGUCCGGACUUCUAUGCGUCGUCUUCUUCUUUCUAAUCAUUUCAAUGCUGGCCUUUCCUAACGGGCCCUUCACUCGACCCCAUCCGGCCAUUUGGCGACUCAUAUUCGGCUUAAGUGUCUUGUAUUUGAUGUCAUUGCUGUAUAUACUGUUCCAGAACUAUAAGACAGUCAAAGCAAUUAUGUAUUGGUUUUAUCCCGACUUAAAGUCCUUUUCAAUUGAUUCAGAAAAACAAUAUGCGGUGAACUGUUCGGACAUCUCUGUGGAGAGGGUCUGGCAAACGAUGGAUGCUUUCGCUUUGGGCCACUUCUUGGGCUGGACUAUGAAAGCAGUGCUCGUCCGACACUAUGGCAUCUGUUGGACCAUAUCGUUCACGUGGGAGAUCACCGAAAUGGCGUUCGCGCACCUCUUGCCUAACUUCGCCGAGUGCUGGUGGGACUCAAUUGUGCUCGACGUCAUCGUAUGCAAUGGAUUGGGAAUAACUGUUGGAAUGUGGAUCUGCCAUAAGCUGGAAAUGAGGACUUAUAAAUGGGAGAGCAUUAAGGAUAUUCAGUCGACAUCAUUGAAGAUAAGACGAGCACUGCUACAGUUCACGCCCGUCGAGUGGACUCAUGUGCAUUGGUUCGACCCGUCCCGCACUUAUGUCCGAUUCUUGGCGGUCACACAACUGGUCAUAUUCUGGCAGUUGACUGAAUUGAAUACAUUUUUUCUCAAACAUAUAUUUGAUAUCCCGCCCGACCAUCCCUUAUGUGUGGGUCGUAUAGGACUCGUAGGUCUAAUAGUGGCGCCAUCGGUGCGCCAGUACUACACGUACGUAACGGACACCCGAUGUAAACGCGUGGGCACACAGUGUUGGGUAUUCGGUGCCAUUAUGCUGACCGAAGCGCUCAUUUGUAUUAAGUUUGGGCUCAAUCUGUUCGCACAAACGCAGAUCCAGAAUAUCAUUGGAUGGCUUUUCAUUCAACUUGUGGUCAGUAUAGUGUGUAUCACAUUCUGCAUAAUGUGGGCCAACAAGACGUCUUCGGGCCAUUGGUUCGGGACGGCGGGUGCGGACAAGUCGUCCGUCACGGCCACCAAACUUAAGAAACAACACAAUCGAACGCUCAGUCUUCAGGACAACCAUACGCUUCGGAACCGAUACUCUGGUACCGAAAAUGCCAAUAAUUAAUGUAAUGUUUGUGAAAACAUUUUCAAACCAAAGCAUACAAUGACAUGAAAAACAAUUUAAUUGUUUAAACUUUUAAUAUAAUUAUUAAAUGUAAAAUAAUUGGUAGAAUCUUCUAAUUGUGAAAUACUCUAUUGUCUAAAUACACUCAGAUUUGAUAGUCUACCGCCCACUGCGAGGGCCCCCUCUUCCUCCUCUUCCCACUCCUAUUUGAAUUUGAAUUUGAAUUUGAAUUUAUUGU